GGAAAAUAUGCCUAGAGGUGAUGAAGCGGAACAAAUAAAAAGCAAGCUUAAAUGAGAAAAGCGAUUUAGAUAUGGAGAUCUUUUAUACGUUUUUUUUCUGUGUUUUUUAUCACCUAGCAUUUGGUAAGCCGACUGCGAAAUUAUCUACAGUUAUUCACGGAAAGGAAAAUGAUAAAUAUGAAGCACAUACCCAUGACGACUUAAUGAGAGAACAUGAAAUAGAAGAAAAAACUGAAGAGAGGGUUGCAAAUGUUGUGGAAGGUGAUAUGAAGCUUUCAAAUGCAUUAAAGGCACUCAGAAAUGGAAAAGAGGCGGAUUCGAGGGAUGUCCUCACUAUACCACAAUAUCAAUGGAAUAAAGAAAUACCAUACAUAUUCAGUGAUACUGCAGGUGAUUAUCUGAAGAAUGUCGUGCAAAGUGCUAUCGAUGACUUCAACAACUAUACUUGUGUCCGGUUUGUACCAAGGACCAGUCAAAGUGACUAUAUUCAGUUUACAACAGGUUCUGGGUGCUGGUCAUAUGUCGGGAAGAUAGGAGGCAUGCAGGAGAUCAAUUUAGGAGCUGGUUGUGAAUUAAAAGGUACAGCCAUACAUGAGAUGAUGCAUUCGCUUGGAUUUUUUCAUGAACAUACUCGUUUAGACAGAGAUAAAUAUGUAAAAAUCAACUUUGAUAAUCUUGUUCCAGGAGUUGAUGAUAAUUUUAAAAAAUAUCAGAUAGGCAUUGCAGACUACUAUGGCCAAGGUUAUGACUUCAGCAGUAUCAUGCACUAUCGUACGACAGCAUUUUCAUCUAAUGGACAAGCAACUAUUAUUCCCCUCGACCAGAGUAUCGAUACAAGCAGCAUUGGUCAGAGAUCAGGUUUCAGCGAUAUUGAUUUGACGCAGAUAAGAAAAGCCAUGAAGUGUGAUGAAAUUGUAAGCACAACGAAAUCAACCACAAAUACACCCACCGGAGAAGUUCCAACAACAGUUCAAACGACACAAACAACCAAAGUUUUGCCAACCACUGAUAUUAUUGUCGAUAUAAAAACAACAACAGUCAAGCCAACAACAACAGUCAAGCCAACAACAGUCAAGUUAACAACAACAUCAUCAACAACAACUGAAGCAGUAAUAUCCACAAAUAACCCCACCACAGUCAAAGCCACAACUGUUGCAUCUACAGUAAGUAAAUCUACUACAACAAAAACUACAACAACAAAAAAAACCACAGUUAAGCCAACAGCUAUCAAGGAUACAACAAAAGCUCCACCAUCAAAUCCAGCUCCAACGACUGUUAAGGUAGUUUCUUCAUCGACACAACGAUCAACAAAACCGCCACCUUCAAACCCUUCACCAACAAAAUCAAAAAUUUUAAUAACAACAACAAGAACGACGAAAAAAACGACUACUACAAAGAAAGUAAAAUCAACACCUGUUCCUCCAGCACCAUCAAAACCUCCAAAACCACCACAAGCAACUGCUGACAGAACUAAAGAAGUCGGUAGCAUCUUCCCCAAAGUGACGAAAAUACCGCAAAUUUAUAAUGGGCCACCACUUUCAACUCCAUGUUCAGAUUACCCAUGCUGGCCGCAUGAUUUUUCUUGGUCAAUGAGCAGCACCACGAACAACUGCAAUUGUCGACACAUCAUUGGUAAUUGCCAUUGUAAAUGCGUGAAUAUGGACAAUGAUAUUGUCAACGAAGGAAAAGGGAACCAUCUUUGUUAUAAAAGAUCAAAACAUGAUCCGUUAUUUAUUUGGACAACAAAAGAAAAACUUCCUGGCAAAAAGUGCAUAGCAAGUCCGAAACAGAAUAACGGUCAGCAGAGAAAGAAAUACUUGUGUUAUUCCAGCAUACCAGGCUACGAGUUAAAAUGGCUGGACAGUAACGAUAGUGGCAGACUGAAGAUGAGGUGCGUGGACGCUUACAGCACAAACAGUGGAACUAACAAGCUAUUAUGUGGAAAACAAAUAUUGUAAGGAUGUAUAAACAAAACUGCAUCAUUGUAAAUACAAUCAUCAACAUGUACACAAGCAACGAUUAAUUAAUUAAACAAUUUAUAGACAACAAA
This is a messenger RNA of Hydractinia symbiolongicarpus, 2050 nucleotides long. RefSeq names its product zinc metalloproteinase nas-14-like. The record is from RefSeq and is a predicted model, not a curated record. Gene Ontology annotation, biological process: proteolysis. Bases 72 to 1958 code for a protein of 628 amino acids. Gene Ontology annotation, molecular function: metalloendopeptidase activity; zinc ion binding. Lineage: Eukaryota; Metazoa; Cnidaria; Hydrozoa; Anthoathecata; Hydractiniidae. The transcript is spliced from 11 exons.